Messenger RNA from Drepanopeziza brunnea f. sp. 'multigermtubi' MB_m1, 957 nucleotides. RefSeq lists its product as uncharacterized. NCBI's taxonomy places the organism in Eukaryota, Fungi, Ascomycota, Leotiomycetes, Helotiales, Drepanopezizaceae. The record is from RefSeq and is a predicted model, not a curated record.
AUGGCAUCCGCAUCCCGCUACAUCGAUUAUCCCACGCCGCCUCGCUCCAGCUCCCCCCCGAUGGACAAGCACAACAAGUCUUCCCAGCGCUCGAGCUACCAGGAUCGCCCAGCACACGAAACGUACUUCCUAGAGGCAGCAGAUCGACCUCGGCCCUCAUCGCCCAACCACUGGGACCGCGAUGCACCUCAACAUCCCGAGUACGAAUACCUGCCUCCCCAGAGAUCCCACUCGCUCAAGCAAGAUUAUGAUCAAUACCGUGCUGCUGCCGACUCCCAGGAAUACCCACAACAGGGCAGCCAACCCAACUACAACCAUACGGGCAGCAGCAACAGCAACAAGUACUACACCCGUCCCACUUCUCCGUCAUCCCAGAAACCUCGCCCGCAACAACAACAACAGACCCCGUCCAGACGACGAUCUUUCUCCCCGCCCAAGACCAUCAGACUCUCCCCACGGCCCCUCUACUACUCGCCCACUAACCCGCUUCCCACGCCCUACAAUGCGUCUCGCCCUUUGCCGCGGCCCGGGCUGAUGGCGCGCCUGCGGGCGAAGCUGGUGAGCUGGGUCCGCGCGUGGGUCCGGUGGUGCAAGCGCCACCCCGUCACAGCCGGCAUGCUGGCCUGCAUCCCCGUGGUGGCGGGCGUCGGGCUGGUGCGUGCCGUCCGCAACCUGGGUCUGGCUGCGGGUAUCGGGGGCUACCUCAAGAGCCUGAUCGAUGGGCGGACUCACAAGGAGACGGAGACGGGGGGAGGCGAGAACACGGACAUGAAGUGGGAUGAUGGCAUUGGGCAGUUUGCCGGCUUCGCAGGUGUGAAGGAGGAACCUGGGCCGCUGAGGGGGGUCCUGAAGAUUUUGCAGAUGGGCGUAAACCACUAUUGCAGACUGACUUCCUCGGCUGUACCGAAACUGGCGAGCAUCUUGCUUGAGCUAUACUUCCUGGAGGCCAGGAAAUAG